UGUCUCAAGCGUGACUGAUACAACUUUGCCGCAAAAAGAGCACCCCCCAUUUCUUCUUUUCGACAUCAUAUGAGCACUGCACUCUCACAGUGAGCCACAUAUAUGGACGUUUCACAUAAUAUCGGGCAGAGUCUGCUCCCCACAUGAAUCGACCAGAAGUGCCCCCUUCCAUCGAUUAUAAACCCGCAUCACUCUCGUCUCAGUUCUGUUCCUUUCCCUUCCCGCAUUUAAUGAUCCCAGCUACGGACUAAGCCAGACCAUGCUCGUAUAGAAGAGAUUCUUUCCCUUCGAUGCGUGUCUGGGCUUCAGCUGAGCUUUGUCUAGUUGAUGCGAUAUCAGCUUCUUGAUUCAUGGGGAAGACCGGUGGACGAAGCUUUUGGCUCAGUGCCUUGAAAGGGAUUUGCAGGAGGAGAGAAGAGUUUCAGGAGGAAGACGAAGAAGACGAGGGGAGAGGGAAGAGAAUGUGGACGCUCUUGAGGCCUACUAACCAAGAAGCUGCGACAUCCCGACAAUGCAGCCGCGAACGGACCAUAAGCACGACAGCAACGAGGACUGUCGUCGAAGAAACCCAUGCAGAUGGUGUCGAAGUUGAAGUAGCAAUGGCCACCACGGCGGCUGCUCAAGCGCCGGCCGCAACGGCAAAAGUGGCUCUUGAAGUCCCCCCGCAAAUCAGUAGGCCUCGCACCGAUGUUCAGAAAGAACACUGCGCCGCAAUCGUCAUUCAGACAAGCUUUAGAGGAUACUUGGCGAGGAGGGCGCUCCGGGCGCUUAGAGGAUUGGUGAAGUUGCAGGCAAUAGUCAGAGGCCGCAACGUGAGAAAGCGGGCGGAGAUGACUCUCAAAUGCAUGCAGGCUUUGGUUCGAGUUCAAGCGCAGGUAUGUGAGCAACGCAAUAGGCUCUCAGCCUCGGAUGCAGCGAGCACAAAUUGCAGGUUUCCCGAAUUCGGCAGCUUUUGGAGUUCUAUUGACUCCCUCGACAUCAAACUCGCUCCUAGAGAUGGAAGAAGUGUUUCUUGCGAUAGAAGUAACCACCGCCGACCGUACAAGUUGGCAGAGACCAAAUCCAUGUUGGAGAAGAGGAAGGAAGUCGCUUGGAAAAGCGAAAAUGACCUAGCUUUUGCUUUCUCUCAGCAGAAGAUAUGGAGUGAUUGCAGCAAAGACCUGCUUGCUAGUGAGGAAGAACCAACCCUGGACACACCCCGGAGGCCUGAUCAGAGGAUAACGGGAAGCAGUCAAAGUAGAAUCUCGCGUGACCAAGGAGAAGCCAUAAAAAUCAUUGAAAUCGAUACACGCGGACACCAUCCAUCUUCCAUUUCGUAUCAAUCUCCAAUUAAGUCAAGACAUCAUGCCCAAAUCAUACAGUCUUCGAGCCCUAGCCUUAUCGGAUAUCACCGGAACCGCCAGGAAUCGCCUCAAGCACCAGGGUACGGUUCCAGUCCUAAACCUAGAUUAAGUGGCUCGAGUGCUGGACUAAAGCCAAACUACAUGGCUGCAACUGCAUCCGCAAAAUCAAGGUUACGGUCCCAGAGCGCUCCAAGGCAGAGGAUUCCAACUCCAUUGAGAGAAAGGACCAGAUCGGCAAGAAAACGCCUGUCAUUUCCCGUUCCCGAUCCAUUUGGCAAAAUGGAUGAUGAAUUUCAUCAUUGUCUGGAGAGCCCGAGCAAUGAGGGAAGAGCUCUUGGAAACAACCGUUCCAGGAAUGAUCUCAGAAGCCUUUUGAGGUAA
Molecule: messenger RNA, 1724 nt
Organism: Eucalyptus grandis
Lineage: Eukaryota; Viridiplantae; Streptophyta; Magnoliopsida; Myrtales; Myrtaceae
Product: protein IQ-DOMAIN 14
Exons: 5
Coding region: 351-1724 (457 amino acids)
Molecular function (GO): protein binding
Source: RefSeq, a predicted model, not a curated record